UGUGUGUGUGUGUGUGUGUGUGUGUGUGUGUGUGUGUGUGUGUGUGUGUGUGUGUGUGUGUCCGUAUUGAGAGUGGGAAAUUAGAGAUUAUUACAGGAAGAGAGCGAUGGAGUAGGGUUGGGAAAUCACCCAGGCUCGCCUCCCAUGCUUCUGGUAGAAGGAGGAUUGAGCUCUUCAGAGUUUUUACUUGCUGCGCCACAGCACUCCCAAUAGUGCUGUCUGCAUCAAGACUGCCCCCUCAUGGCGUUGGUAUUAGUUACAUGUGAGUUACAUUUCAAGAAUGCACUGUAUAGCCUAGAAAUCUAGACACCCCUAGCGACUGCAAAUUGUAUGGGUCUGGCUCGCCAGGCUAACUGAAUGGUGCUUUGCAUGUUAUUUUUCAAGCUGAUACACUAUAAUUGAAUUGAUUUAUAAAUGCACCUUUUCACUGGAUGUUGAAAGGGAGAUGAGAUAGAUCAUAAUAUCUUAAUUAACCUGCAAUACCCAAAGUAUUCUGGGUGUCUUUUUUUACUUUUAGGUUGUGUUUUGUAAGGGUUUGUUGGUUGGCAAAAUUACUUGCGUUGAGACUAUGUUGGUAUGUAUGCAGAAUGGCUCAAGGUGAUUCUUUACACACACACACACACACACAGGCCAAUGAAUGAAGAAAUGCACAAGCUUUUCAUGGAGUGAAGUGCCUCGUCCUUAUGCAGGCCCUGUAGGUCCCUGUGUAGGGUCAGUAAAUUUUACAGGUAUCACAGAGAAGUAAGUUUUACUACAAGCUCAAUGAGUUCAUAUAACAUCACAUAAGGAUAAAAGUGAUGUAGUUAACCACAUACUGCUUACACACAUUACGUACAAUAGGAAUACACACAAGCAGAGAUACUCACACAUAGGGACGCUGAGGGGGGCACUUGGCUCAGGUAAGUAUUAUAUGGGGGGCGUUUCAGAUAACUUUGUCUUGGGUCCAGCCCACACACAUUCUAGAACAGGGGUGGGGAACCUAUGUCUCGAGGACCGUUUGUGGCCCUUGAGGCCGUUUUAUUCGGGCCCCGAUAUGAUUUUAAUGUUAUGUAGCUCCACAUGAAAUAUGACAUAUUUUGUAAAGUAAUCUUAGAAAAUACAUUUGCAACACAAUUAAGUUAGGUUUAGUGGACCUAGAGAAGGUGAGUUCUGUUUUAAAGGCGGCUGCCUUCAAUAUAGGCAGAAAGUGCAGGGUGAAAUCCUGGCUUGUGUUCAUAGUACGGCUUUUGGAGGACUUUUACGGCCCUCAGAUGAAUUUUAAGUGCCCCCCCUGAAUUUGAAGUUCCCCACACAGUGGGUGCAGGCGUCUAGGUACGCCCACACAGUCCCAUCCUAAAACAUGCACUUGACAAUGGCACUGCACAUCUUGAUCUAUGUGCUCAUGGUUGUGCUUUGUGAAUACAUUAUGUCUCACCAUUCUUCUGUCAAACUUGUCCUCAUCAGCCAUAAGAAACCCAUAAUUAAACCUUUCAAACAAGUAUUGUAUCCAAUGGCUCUCUACAGUUUAUGACUCAGAUAUUAUAGUGAUGCAAAAUAUUGAGUUUUAAAGUGUCAUUGCUGAAGAAACGUGGGCCUAUAGGCCUAUGCCCCAUAUUAGCGAGGUUCCAUUGCGUAGCCCUAAUAUUAGAGGGGAGUUAUUAGAUUAGCAGCCGAACAUGGUCAUGGAUGGGCGUGGGCGUGGGCCACAUAGUAUGGGUUGUUUUUAUAUCCAGCUGUCCACAACCUUCACUCCUUGCUUGGACGACGGCAACAUGGCGAAAGCCAUUUCUGUUCUCAGAUGUGUCUUCGGAUUCUUCAACCUGCUUUUUGCGAUCGCAGGUCUUGCCGUUAUUAUCGUGACAAUUAUUCUCCAUAUUAGGAUUUCUAAGGUGCAGGAGUUUCAGAAUGUGGAUGCAGUAUACAGCUUGUACGUGAUUGGGUUCAUCACUUUGGGAAUCUCCUUCCUGGGUGCGUAUGGUGCGUUCAGGAAAGUCAAAUGGAUGCUGAUAUUGUUCUUGGUGCUAAUGGUCCUUGGACUUUCCAUCCUGGUUUUCUUUGAAGUUGUCCUUGUCCUGUUCCAACAUUGGGUUCUACAAGUUGUAGAGGAAGCUCUGCAUGGGUUAGCGCCGUUGGAUGCCAUUUCUGAGGAGUCCCAGACACUGUUCGCUAAAUUCCAGCAAGAUGUGGAAUGCUGCGGCCUCUUCAAAGGUUAUGAGGACUGGGGUGAGCAUGUGCCUCCAUCCUGUGACUGCACCUCUGGGGGUCACAACUGCGUAGCUAUGCCACAAAACACUGACGACCAGACUUUACCCUUCCAGCAUGAGAGAUCUGUGUAUAGUCAGACAUGUGGUAGUCUGCUCCUGGAUUGGAUGAAAAUAUUGUACAGUUCAGUAAUGGGCUUUGUCUUUGUCAUGAUUGCUUUGACUGUAAGUGUUUACGUGAUCUUACCUGCUUGCUUGAAGCCAAUGCCUUACCUGUGUAUGUAGUUACUGUACUUUUGCUGGCGUGUGUGUGUGUGUGUGUGUGUGUGUGUGUGUGUGUGUGUGUGUGUGUGUGUGUAUAUACGUGUACCAUAAACAAAUGUGUGGGUGUGUGUCUAUUUAAUGGCUGUAUUAGUAUGUUUCGUUUUAACUGCACAUCGGAGUGUUGUCAAACACAAUUUCAAACAUAUGUGCUAAUACGUCUUAUAUAUUUUGAACAGUAAAGUAGUACACUAUGAUUUUCUAGAUAACAGAAAGAAAUUGUUCAGGCAAAAAUAGUGAUGUUUCGAACUGUAGAGUAUCAAACAGAAAGAACAAAAUCGGUCCAUAGCACAUUAUCCAUUGGGAAGAUGAGCUGUAUCUGAAGAACUGUAGAUAUUGGGCUCAACGUAUAUGGGGCUCGAUGUGUUAGAAAGUACAGGGUUCCUCAAAUAUAUUAGGUUUGAUCCAAGUUUACUGCAAGAUGUUAUCAAUUGAUAUACUGGUACAGCUAAAGGAUAGUUUUACUAACAUGCUGUUUGCUUUCAUUUGCAGUUUUUGGGCGUCGCAUUUUCCAGCUGUUUGGUGGACAACAUCAGGAGACGAGGCUGAGUUGUGCGUGCACCUACUCUGAUGUUCAUGCUAUUAUGUCACGUCUGUCUCCUGGGUGUGUGUAUGAUACCAGUAUGAACUAUUUAGCACCUCAUUCACAGUUUGUACAUUAGUCUAUGAACCGAAUACUAGUGAAGUGAAGUGAAGUGAAAACUCAACUCACUACACCUCACAGCUAGGGUUGUCACGAUUUUGAAUCAUCACCUCAUGGUUAUUAUUAUUAUUAUCAUGGUUUUCAGUGUUUUGAAAAAGUGUGCUGAAUGUGUUCAGAAAGUAGACAUUGACUGUUAUAGUGUGUAUCUGGGUUUUACUACAUAUUAACAUUGAAGACGGCUGAUCCAGUCCAGCAGUUGAAAUUCAGAGAGCAAAGUUUAUUAUUUAGGGAGAGAGAUAGACAGAGACAAAAGGCUCCAGGCCCUCUCCCAAACCCCUCUCUGUCAAACAGGAGAACUAAAACAGUCAAACAGAGCCAGUGCCUAAGUUCAAAAGGUCCUAACUGGAAAUUAUAACAUGUGAGGAGGAUGUCACAGACCGUUUCACACAGUUUUAGGACAUUUUUUGACAGAGGUGGGCGUGUUGACUUGGGCAUGGAUUUACAUUGACUGAACAGAUCAGACGAUGGAGGCUGCACUUGCUAUUUUCAGGUGCUGUUGCGAAAUGCUAUGCAACUUCUAGUCUUUUUUUAGACGGUUAUGGGCUGAAGCUAAUCUGUGGCUCCAUUUCAAACUGAUUCCUCCCGUUCUCUCCUUUUGCCUUUGGCCUCAUGUCCGCCGACGAAGUAUCCCUGUUGUCUGCCUAGGCGAUAUUUUCCCCAUUCAACAUCCCGAUUGCGCUUGCAGAAAAAAGACCUUUGAAUUGUGCUAUUGAGAGUAAAAUCACAAAACCUCAAGCAAAAGAUGAGGGCUCUAAGAAGCUGGUUCAGGAGUAAACUAGGUUAAGAAAAUGAAGACUCCAGGCUCUUCUAUUAGAUGAUUUACCUCUUAACUUAACCUGGUUUACUCCUGAACCAGCUUCUUAGGAUGGGAGGUACACUGGCCCUGAAUCUCAAAUGGCGCACUUGUGCACUUCAGGCACUAUGUUUCAGUGCCUAAUUAAUACGUCAUACGCACUAAAACAUGAACACUGAAGUGCACAUUUGAGAUGUGUGCACACCAUUUGAGAUUCAGAGUGGAUUCCAAUAUGCGACCUUGCGUCCUCCACUUAUGCUUGUGGCCUCGCUCCGCCUCCUGGCCCCUCCUCCGUGGAGAAAACAGUAAAGUUUCCCAGCUGCAGCCUAGUCACAACAGCUUUUGGGGGACUAUUUUUCAUUCACCGUCCAGUUUGCAAAUGAGAAAAUGACUUUACCAUUGAGCUUUUGCGAGAUAUUGAAAUAUAAUGCUGUUGUCAGUGGAGUCAUCAUGAGGUAUUACUUCCUGGUAUGAGGCCACAAGCACAAGUGGAAGACGCAAGGUUGCACAUUGG
Molecule: messenger RNA, 4511 nt
Organism: Engraulis encrasicolus (European anchovy)
Lineage: Eukaryota; Metazoa; Chordata; Actinopteri; Clupeiformes; Engraulidae
Product: tetraspanin-8-like
Exons: 8
Coding region: 1656-2465 (269 amino acids)
Cellular component (GO): plasma membrane
Source: RefSeq, a predicted model, not a curated record